This is a messenger RNA of Entrophospora candida, 717 nucleotides long. NCBI's taxonomy places the organism in Eukaryota, Fungi, Glomeromycota, Glomeromycetes, Entrophosporales, Entrophosporaceae. The record is from the annotation of a GenBank genome assembly.
AUGAGUCUAGUCGAUGAAACAAGUUUUGUUUCUCAAUUUUUAGAAACUUUAAGUACACGUCAAGUAAAAUAUCCUAAAGACUUUUCGCCACCUACACAAACACGCCCAAGACCAAUAGCACCUAGUGCCCCUACAAGCUCAAAAAGUAGUAAAUCAACAGAAAAAGGUAACGAAAUUAUAAAUGAUUCAUCAGCUCAAGACACACCAAUUCAAGUCUCUGUUAAAUCAUUAAAGGGAAACCUAACGCAUACCGUACAGAUAAACAAUUCAGAAACUAUCUAUAACUUGAAAGAAAAACUGCAAAAAAUAACCUCCUUUACACCUUCAAAUCAAAGAUUAAUAUUAAAAGGCAAAGCUUUAAUUGAUACUAAAACUUUAUUUGAACAUGGUAUUACGAAUGGUACUGUAGUUCAUUUGGUUCAUAAACCCGGAAUUACUAGUAGUGGAGGAGGAGAUGGUGGUGGAAUAUCAAAAAAUGUUGAUUCACAGCAGCAAAAGCAACGAGAAUUAGCAGUAAAAGAUACCCAACUUUCUAAUUCAGGCAUUGAUAAAAUUAAAGAUUCACAGUUCUGGGUUUCUUUACGAAAAUUACUAGUUGAGCAAUUUCCAGAAACAAAUGAUGCCGAUAAUGUUUUAAAAGAUUUUUUUAAUUGUUAUAAUAAUAAGGAUUUAAACAUUAAUGUUAAUUUAGAAGAUUUAAUUAACAAAAAUUCUUAA